UUCAAUUCAUUAUCUUUGACUUUCGCUUUGGUUUCAGUUUCUGAUAAUAUUUCGAAUUGUUAUAAUUUAUUUUCGCAAUGUUGAACGUUGGAAUUUCAUGCUUAAGAUCAUGCUUAAGACAAGCAGAUUUUAAAAAUGCUGCUCGAAAUUUGUCUCUAAGAGCCAUGUCUGUCAAAGCUUCAAGCAUAGCAAAAAAAUAUAAUUGGGAAGAUCCACUUUUGUUAGAGUCUCAGCUUACAGACGAAGAAAAAGCUAUAAGAGAUACUGCACGAGAAUAUUGUCAAGAAAAACUUUUCCCCCGAGUUUUAGAAGCUUAUCGACAAGAAAAAUUCGAUCGUGAAAUUCUUAACGAAAUGGGGUCUUUGGGUCUACUGGGAUCCACUAUUCAGGGUUAUGGCUGCGCCGGCGUUUCUUCAGUCGCGUAUGGUCUUAUUGCUCGUGAAGUGGAAAGAGUAGAUAGCGGGUAUCGAUCCGCUAUGAGCGUACAAUCAUCACUUGUUAUGCAUCCUAUUGAUGCUUAUGGUACUGAGGAGCAGAAACAAAAAUAUUUGCCUAAAUUAGCAACUGGUGAACUUGUUGGUGCUUUUGGAUUGACAGAACCUAAUCAUGGUUCUGAUCCGGCUAAUAUGGAAACAUAUGCACAAAAAGUAAAUGGGGGAUAUAUUUUACAUGGAUCAAAGACUUGGAUUACAAAUUCACCGAUCGCUGAUGUUUUUAUUGUUUGGGCAAAGUCAAAAGAAGAUAAAAAAAUUCGUGGGUUCAUAUUGGAAAAAGGAAUGAAAGGACUUUCGGCUCCAACAAUUAAAGGUAAGUUGUCUCUUCGAGCUUCUAUAACAGGAAUGAUCAUGAUGGAUAAUGUGCAAGUGCCCGAAGAGAAUUUAUUCCCAAAUGUCGAAGGUUUAAAAGGACCAUUCGGUUGUUUGAAUAAUGCACGUUAUGGAAUUUCUUGGGGCGUUCUCGGAUCAUCCGAAUUUUGUUUAGCCCAAGCUCGAGAUUAUGCCCUUGGCCGUCACCAAUUCGGGUCGCCAUUAGCUAGAUUUCAAUUAAUUCAAAAAAAAUUUGCCGACGCUAGUACUGAGAUUGCUAUCGGUCUUCAAGCUUGUCUUCAGGUAGGCCGAUUAAAAGACGAAGGUAAAGUAGCACCUGAAAUGAUUUCUCUUGUAAAACGUAAUUCCUGUGGCAAAGCUUUGGAUAUUGCACGUUCAAUGAGAGAUGUUUUAGGUGGUAAUGGUAUAAGUGAUGAAUAUCAUAUUAUUAGACAUGAGCAGAAUUUAUGUACAACAAAUACUUAUGAAGGAACGCAUGAUAUUCAUGCUCUCAUUUUGGGAAGAGCCAUUACGGGAAUUCAAGCAUUUACAGCUUAAAUAAAUAAGUUAUAAUUAAUUUUUAAGAUAUUUAUUUUUAUUUAAUAAAUUAAACAAUUUUAUAGUUAGAAUGAGUUUGAUGUAGGAUAAAUUUUCUAGCAAAAUCCUUCCAGAUUAAGUAAAAAAAAAAAAAAAUUUGAUCCGGUUUAAUUAACUAAAUUUAGAAUCUAAUAUAGUAA
Molecule: messenger RNA, 1543 nt
Organism: Rhizophagus irregularis DAOM 181602=DAOM 197198
Lineage: Eukaryota; Fungi; Glomeromycota; Glomeromycetes; Glomerales; Glomeraceae
Biological process (GO): fatty acid beta-oxidation using acyl-CoA dehydrogenase; fatty-acyl-CoA biosynthetic process
Cellular component (GO): mitochondrial inner membrane
Molecular function (GO): fatty-acyl-CoA binding; flavin adenine dinucleotide binding; glutaryl-CoA dehydrogenase activity
Source: RefSeq, a predicted model, not a curated record